Molecule: messenger RNA, 1040 nt
Organism: Cylicocyclus nassatus
Lineage: Eukaryota; Metazoa; Nematoda; Chromadorea; Rhabditida; Strongylidae
Source: the annotation of a GenBank genome assembly
UCAGACUAACACCUCCUAUAAUGGUAUUUAUCUGGUUCUAUGUGACUCUGUCUCCGCUAAUCAAUGGACCGUGGGCUAUAUCUGCGGGGGGCGCAUUAGCCACAGGAUACCAAUCUUGUGAAAAGUAUUGGUGGCAUAAUCUUUUUUAUAUCAACAAUUUUUUUGAUAUGACACAGAAUUGUUACGGCAUAACGUGGUACCUCGCUGUUGAUACUCAGCUCUAUCUUGUUGCUCCAGUGUUUCUCAUUAUGCUGUACAUGUCAUGGAUCGCCGGCUAUGUACUAAUAUGCUUGUGCAUAGCCGCUAGCAUAGCAUAUGUAUACUAUCUCACUAUCUCACAUGGCUUCCCCGCAAUCAUGAUGACAGCUUUCGCGAUGAAUGAUGCAGAGAAUUUUGGAUCGAAGAUUGCAGACUUUUUUGAUCUGUAUUAUCAGAAGCCUUGGAGUCGUUGUACGCCAUACUUAGUCGGAAUUGCAGUUGGAUAUUUCCUUGCUUCUGGGAAAAAACCAAAACUAAAUAACUUAUCUGUCGUGUCUCUUUGGGUACUGGCUGCAGCAACUGCAUUAGCAUCUCUCUACGGUCCGCAUCAGUAUAUAAAAGGAGAGAAUUACUGGAGCACUGUGGUGAGCGGAACCUACAACAACUUUUCAAGAUUUGGUUGGUCACUAGCAGUAUCCUGGGUCAUUAUAGCAAAUCAUUUGGGAUGGGGAGGCAUCAUCGCUGAAUUUAUGGACCAUCCAAUGUGGCAGCCUUUGGGCAAACUUUCCUAUAGCGGUUACAUUGUGCACUUUUUCUUCAUCACAUACAUUCUUAACCUAGAUGAUCGGCCAUCACAUUUCGUCUCAAUUUGGCGAUCGUACAUAUACGCGGGUAUUCCAACAGUCGUCGUCUCCUAUGUGUUCGCUUUCUUUUGGAGCUGCCUCUUUGAGGUGCCUAUUAUCAACAAGCAGGAACGGAAAUUACGAAGGAAGAAAAAAGCACUCCUGAGAAGCACCACCCCUAAUGAACAGAAUUAUUACUACGGGAAGUCGGGAAUAUAG